Dermacentor albipictus is the source of this 2943-nucleotide messenger RNA. NCBI's taxonomy places the organism in Eukaryota, Metazoa, Arthropoda, Arachnida, Ixodida, Ixodidae. The record is from RefSeq and is a predicted model, not a curated record.
GACAGAAUUGUCUGUGGCGUGCGUUCAAAGGCCGUGCAAAAGCAACUUCUGUCAAAGAAGGAAUUAACGCUGGAGGAAGCGGAGUCGAUAGCAAUAGCCGCUGAAACUGCCGAAAAAGACGCCAGGACAAUGUCCGUAGACGUACCGCCUGUGCUUAAAGUGGAAGCGCAUCGCAAGCUACCAUCGAGAUCAAGCACGGAAAGCGCAGGGCGACUGGAGUGCGGAAGGUGUGGCAGUUUUAGACACGACAGCAACAGCUGUCGAUGGGCUAAAGCCCUAUGUUACUCUUGUGGUCAGAGGGGUCACUUGGCAAAAAUGUGUCGCAGCCGCAAUGGUAACGGUGUUCCCAGCAAUCGGAGAGUUCAUCACGCGAAAGCCUUGGCGGUGGAAGACGCCGUUUCAGAAGAGGACAACAGCGAUAGUGCGCACAUCUGGACGUUGGCGUCAGCACGAAAGAAUGCUCUUCAGCCACCAAUUAGGCGUACGUUUAGUUGGGGAGGCGUGGAUUUAUCCAUGGAAGUAGAUACUGGUUCCCCGGUGUGCGUAAUAUCGCGACAGCUUUUUGAUAAACAUCACAAAUGCUGGCCAAGCUUGAAGCCUUCACACGUGAAGCUAUCCUGCUACAAUGGAAGAUUACCGGUGGUGGGCGAGCUUCAACUUUGUGUGAAAUACCGCGAUAUUUCCGUUAACUGUGCCCUGGUAGUGCUAGACUGCCCCGGACCAAGCCUGUGCGGCCGGGAUCUGCUAAUGCUCCUGGAACAAGCGGGCGUUCCGGUACUACAAGUGACGGGUGAAGGCGAGGCCACGGCGGAUCAAGUGGACUGUCACAGAAUCCAUGCCAUCUGCGACACAUACCAGGACGUUUUCUCAGAAACCUUGGGGUUGAUCAAGGGACCACCAGCCAGCCUCCUGCUGAAGGGCGACGCUGUUCCCAAAUUCUGUAAGGCGAGACCUAUUCCAUAUGCUCUACGUGACAAGGUAUCGCAAGAACUUGACCGGUUAGUGUCGCUGGGUGUAAUAUCGCCAGUCAAGCAUUCGAAUUGGGCGACGCCCAUUGUACCCGUUCUGAAGAAAGAUGGGUCGGUCAGAAUUUGCGGUGAUUUUAAAGCUACUCUAAAUCCUGCUUGCGCCACGGAGCAGUACCCACUUCCGGUAAUUCAAGAUAUCUUUGCGUCAUUAGGAGGAGGCCAGUUGUUCAGUACGCUCGACUUGCGGGAUGCUUAUAACCAGGUGCUUUUGGACGAGGACUCUCGGAAGCUUUGCGUUAUCAACACUCACAAAGGCCUGUUUUGUUACAAUAGGCUACCGUUCGGCAUUUCCUCGGCUCCCGCAAUUUUCCAAAGAAAACUUGAUACCAUACUAUCUGGGUUACCUGGCGUUCAGGCUUACUUGGAUGACGUUCUAGUCGCGGAAAGGGUUGAAGACUGCGGAGCUCGAUUGCAAAUGGUGUUAGAACGGUUCAGAGAACACGGUGUGAAGCUCAGAUACGAUAAGUGUAAAUUUAGCCAGCCAUCUGUCUCUUAUCUUGGGCAUCGUAUUGAUCGUACCGGCCUUCACCCAACUGAGAAAAAUGUAGAUGCUAUCAUGAAUGCCCCUAGUCCCCAAAACCUAAGUGAGCUGCGUUCGUUCCUUGGUAUGAUCUCGUUCUAUUCAAAGUUUUUGCCGAAUAUGUCCGAUACACUGUUCCCAUUGUACCAGUUGCUAGAAAAAAACGCACGCUGGCAGUGGAAGUUAUCACAGGAAUCUGCAUUUCGGAAGGCAAAGCAGCAUCUUAAGGACGCCGAGGUACUUGUGCAUUUUGAUCCAUCGCGGAAACUGAAGUUGGAAUGUGACGCAUCCGCUCGUGGUAUAGGCGCUGUUCUUUUUCACACAAUUGGAAGCACCAACAGACCAGUCGGGUUCCGUUCCCGAACCCUGACAAAAGCCGAAAGAAAUUAUUCUCAAUUAGAACGAGAAGCACUGGCACUUGUUUUUGGGGUGACUAAGUUCCGGGAUUACCUUUUAGGUCGAGAGUUCGUCCUCGUUAGCGACCACCAGCCACUUCUAGGACUGCUGAGGCCCGACCGCCAGACGCCUGCCAUGGCUGCAGCUCGCAUCCAACGCUGGGCCCUCUACCUGGGAGGCUACCGUUACAAGCUCGAAUAUGCUCCGGGAAGGCUGCUACUGAAUGCGGAUGCACUGAGCAGACUGCCUCUGCAGGGCUCCGAUCUCGUCACGGAACCUGACCCUGAAGAAAGGACUCCCCAGAAAACCGGAAAGUCGCCAUCGGAAAUGCUGCUGGGGUACCAGAUACGAUCGCGCCUGGACACCUGCUUCCCUGCGGCGACUGUGUCUAAUUCUAAAAAGGAAAACGACGAGUGGUUGCCUCCAACGGACUGUAGUGUACAUGUCCGCAACUACGGGUCAAAUGGUAAAUGGAUACCAGGACGGGUAACAGCGACAUCGGGAGGACGGAUGAUCACAGUGGAGACUCCUCAAGCAAUCAUGCGGCGUCACAUCGACCAAGUGCGCACCCGCACUGAAUCGUCUCCAGAUGAACCACCAGGAACCGACCCAGGCUUGAUCAGCAGAGACCGUACUCAGAGCGCACCGCCACUCUGCCAAGAGCCAUCCGCGAGCCCCGAAGACGCGGGAGAAUCUUCACCCCAAGAAGCGUUUCGAGACCUGGACCACCAGAUACCUGUUCCACCACUCGUGGCAUCCGGGGCAGACCAAGUACCCAUGCAACCUGUUCGACGCUCCACAAGAUCCCGCAAACCAGUGCAGCGUUUUUAAGAGGGAAGAAAUGUUGUAAAUAUGGUAUCAAACCGCCGCGUCAUGUGCGCGCUGUCAAUGCGCAGGCGCCAAGUUCUUUUUGUCUAUGUUCACUCCUCCCUUUCCCUUUCCCCUUUCGCUUUAUAUAUACGUGCAUUAAACACCUGUGCGUUUGUUCUCGGCUAACCA